AUGUGCAAAUGGAUACUGAUAAAUGGUGCCUCAGCCUCUUCCCACCUGCCUUGUUGCUGCUUGCUGCUACUCUUCUUGGUGUCUUCUGUGCCUGUCACCUGCCAUGACCUUAGCCAGGACAUGCUGUCCCCGGAGGCCACCAACUCUUCUUCUUCAUCAUCCUCUUCCUUCCCCUCGUCCUUCUCCUCUCCUUCCAGUGCGGGGAGACACGUGCGGAGCUACAAUCACCUCCAAGGAGACGUGCGCAAGAGGAAGCUCUACUCUUACAACAAGUACUUUCUCAAGAUCGAGAAGAACGGCAAGGUCAGCGGCACCAAGAAGGAGAACUGCCCCUUCAGCAUAUUGGAGAUAACAUCUGUAGAAAUUGGAGUUGUGGCAGUUAAGUCUAUUAAGAGCAACUAUUAUUUAGCCAUGAACAAGAAAGGAAAAGUCUACGGCUCUAAGGAAUUUAACAGUGAUUGCAAAUUGAAGGAAAGAAUAGAAGAAAAUGGAUAUAACACAUAUGCGUUUAAUUGGAAGCACAACGGAAGGCAAAUGUUUGUGGCCCUGAAUGGAAGGGGAGCCACAAAGAGAGGACAGAAAACAAGAAGGAAAAACACUUCAGCUCACUUUCUUCCAAUGGUAGUGAUGUCAUAGAUGAAGGAACUAUUCUAUUGAUACAGUUGAAACCAAAGGCUCUUAUGUCAAGAAUAUUCAGUAAUCUUAUUGAAGAGUAAAUGCAAAGAAAUAGUGCAGACAUCUGCUUGUUUGAAAAAAAGAGCAGGGGAAGCAUUUGAAGGUUUUGUACUCAUU
Messenger RNA from Melopsittacus undulatus (budgerigar), 792 nucleotides. RefSeq names its product fibroblast growth factor 10 (gene FGF10). The record is from RefSeq and is a predicted model, not a curated record. Gene Ontology annotation, biological process: secretion by lung epithelial cell involved in lung growth; positive regulation of gene expression; positive regulation of canonical Wnt signaling pathway. NCBI's taxonomy places the organism in Eukaryota, Metazoa, Chordata, Aves, Psittaciformes, Psittaculidae. Gene Ontology annotation, molecular function: chemoattractant activity; type 2 fibroblast growth factor receptor binding; growth factor activity. Gene Ontology annotation, cellular component: cytoplasm.